Phoenix dactylifera (date palm) is the source of this 1391-nucleotide messenger RNA. Its product is annotated as serine/arginine-rich SC35-like splicing factor SCL33. Gene Ontology annotation, molecular function: RNA binding. The record is from RefSeq and is a predicted model, not a curated record. Lineage: Eukaryota; Viridiplantae; Streptophyta; Magnoliopsida; Arecales; Arecaceae.
UUGGUUUCUGGAGCUUGGUUGUCUUCUCUGCGUAGCUUGUGGAUUCCUUGUUUUUAGUGUUGAAGAUUGCAUAGAAAAUUUAGUAGAACCGUAGCAGCCAGUCCACUAAAAGGAGCUGAUUCCUUUAAUGCUGAGGGGGUUAUGGUUCAAGGAAGAGUGGAAAGAACAAGCUCGGUACUUGAUCUACAAUCCUUAUGCUUAUGCUUGGAAAGAACAUAAAAAAUUUAGUAGAACCGCAGCAGCCAGUCCACUAAAAGGAGCUGAACCCUUUAAUGCUGAGGGAGUUGUAGUUCAAGGAAGAGUGGAAAGAACAGGCUCCGUACUUGAUCCAUGGUACCAUGGCUGCUACAAUCCUUAUGCUUAUGCUUGUAAAGAAGAUAUUUUUGUGAACGGGAUGAGGGGAAGGAGCUACAGUUACAGUCCAUCACCACCAAGGGGUUACGGGAGAAGAGGUCGGAGCCCAAGCCCAAGAGGUCGUUAUGGAGGCCGUCGUAGAGAUCUUCCAACCAGUCUUCUAGUUAGAAAUCUUCGUCGUGACUGUAGGCCUGAGGAUCUUCGUAGGCCAUUUGGGCAAUUUGGUCCUCUUAAGGACAUUUAUUUGCCUCGUGAUUAUUACACUGGAGAGCCACGUGGAUUUGGAUUUGUCCAAUAUGUUGACCCAAAUGAUGCCGCUGAAGCAAAAUAUCAAAUGGAUGGGCAAAUCCUACUUGGGAGGGAAUUGACUGUUGUAUUUGCAGAGGAGAACAGAAAGAAACCAGCUGAUAUGAGGGCCAGAGAGAGACCAAGAGGCCGAGCAUAUGACUACCGUAGGUCACCUCGUUAUUCUCAUUCCCCUCGACAUUCUCGCUCUCCACGCAAUGCAAGGUCUGGGUCUCGCAGUCGUAGUCACUAUUCACCUUCUACCAAGCGAGGAUACUACUUGAGAUCUGUUUCACCUGGAGAUGGAAGGUUGGACCGUGAUAGGUCGUAUUCAGGCUCACCUGCAUACAGCAGGUCAAGGAGCAGGAGCCCGAUUGAUGGUUAUCCAAAUAAGCCAUCAUGCGGUGAAGGGUCUCAAUCUGUCAGCCCGUAAAAUGGACUGGAUUUGAGCGUACAUAUAUUGUAAUUUCUGACGAAAGCUGAUUUAUGUUGGAUGUUAGCACUAUUCUUGUUUGCCGGAUGUUAGGACUAUUUUUGUUGGACAUGUAGCGUUUUGGAUGUUAUCCUUGGUUUAGUGUGGCAAAGACGAGAUUGAAUUUUAGGGCUUUAAAUUAAGUGCUGGGAUGGGGCUUUAGUUCCAUCUGAAUUUCUGUGGAGGUUUGAUGUUGUGGUUCUGAUGCAUGCACUUAACUAUGAUGCUAGAGCCAUCAGAACUUUUACUUGAUUUUUCCAAAAUAUUUCUGCAUCAUCAA